Messenger RNA from Porites evermanni, 4229 nucleotides. Lineage: Eukaryota; Metazoa; Cnidaria; Anthozoa; Scleractinia; Poritidae. The record is from the annotation of a GenBank genome assembly.
AUGGCGCGGGACCGUCGUGGUCGCCCUGCUUCAUUUCGUUCUCGUGCUUCGAGAGUCAACGCGGACAUUGAAGACCCUGUUGUCCGGCCGUCCAGAACAAGAGAACGUCGAAGUUCAGGCCCUCGUAGUUCUCGUUCACAUGUUGCAGCUUCAAGCGGUUCUGGCCGUAGUUCUUCGCCUUCGCGAAGGAGUGUCCGCGAGUGUUCGCACCGUAGAAGUCGUUCCGCUUCUCGCAGCCCUGAGCCCCCAGCUUGGGCGAAGGAAAUCUUAAAGGCCCUGGAGGCGAAAACGGAGGAGGUUAAGGUUGUCAAGGAACAGCUCGACUCACUAAAACGCAAGUCUGCGGAGGAGGAGCCCGAGUUCAAAUAUAAGAGUAACAAGAAACAGUUCAAGUUCAACACUGACGUCAAGGAUAAGUUCAACCAGAUUUUAGAGAGGGCUGGGGCGGAUGACGCGAUCAUUAAGAUUGCCAACGAAGGUAUGUCACUCCUUGAUAACAGAAAUAGGCUUAUUUCUAUUGCUGACCGGAAUGGCUGGGACGUGUUAGAAUAUUUUGAGGCGGACCCACUCACUAAAAAUGACGAAGAACAAAAGAAACUUCGUGUCGCGCGCAAGGAAGCAGAGAGGUCUCGCGAGAAGCGAAAUCGAAAAAAUAGCCUGAGAAGCAAAAUGGGAACUCGUUUUAAGUCUCAGUCUACAUCUUCCAAAAGCAGCCCCAGUGUAAAUUUUGGCCCGUCACAUAGAAUCGUGGAUUUUCGCCCGGAUGUCGGUCAACUUUUGGUUCAUCCUGUACCGGAGAAAAAAUCUUCUGUUUAUCGCUGCUUUGGUUGCGGCAAAGCAGGCCAUUUCAUCAAAAAUUGUAAAGUUUCCUCUUCCGCUAAAUGACUAGCCGACUCUGUUUUUGACGAGUUUUCGGAACGCGGCGAGGCUGAACUUGACACGGGCGUUUCCUCAGUAUUUUGGAUUAGAGGACUCUUGCGCAAGUUUUUGUAUGUUUGGCGGUCUAUUAGGGCCUCUUCUUUUGUUCUUAGUGUUAUUGAAAGCGGUUAUAAGUUACCAUUUGUUUCAAUUCCAGUGAAGUUUUUCUUUAGUAACCAUAAAAGCGCUGUUGAUAAUAGAGCUUUUGUUUGUGAGGCUAUCGAGCAAUUGUUGUUGGCGGGUAGCGCGGUGGAAGUCAAGCGUGACCAAGUUCAUGUUUGCAGUCCCUUAGGUGUGGUUCCUAAAAAGAAUGGCAAACUUCGAUUGAUUCUUGACCCUCGCUUUCUUAACAAGCACCUAGCCAAGCGUAAGUUUAAGUUCGAAGACCUUCGAGUCGUGGCGGAACUUCUUCAGCCUGAUGAUUGGUUUUUGACUUUCGAUCUUCGUAAUGGCUACCAUCAUGUUGACAUUUUUCAAGAGCAUUGGAAGUAUUAGGCUUUUUUGUUUACUUUCGAUGGUAAGCCGCGCUAUUUUUUGUUUUGUUCGGUUCCUUUGGUUUAAGUACGGCUCCUUACGUUUUCACCAAAUUGUUAAGACCGAUGUUGCACACUGGCGGUCGCAAGGCCUUAGGAUUUCUGUCUAUUUGGACGACGGUAUCGGCGCCGAUUCAAGUAAAGAUUCGUGUUCUCAGGAAGCGCAACUAGUGCGAGGCGAUCUUGAUCGCCUUGGCCUGCUAGUGAAUGAGGAAAAGAGCAAUUUUGAACCGCGUCAAAAAGGGGAGCACUUAGGCUUUAUUUUGGACCUUACCAAAGGAGAAUUUAGUAUCCCACCAGGCAAGAUUGAUCACUUGUUUAAUCUGAUUUCACUGCUUCUUGACGAUGUUUCACCCACGGCUAGGGAUGUGUCUCGUAUUACGGGUACCCUUAUUUCCAUGGAGCUCGCAUUAGGUCCAGUUGUGCGUUUGCGCACCCGAGCCUUGAACGCAGUCCUUAAUAGCGUUCAUAGCCUUAGUUGCAAGGUAGCUUUAACGCGUGAAGCUGUAGAGGAACUUAAUUUUUGGAGAGAUAAUUUCUUUCGUUUGUGCGGCAAACCAAUCUGGAGGCCCUCCCCGAAGAUAGAGCUUUUGUCUUAUUCUGAUGCUAGCAAUGUGGGUUGGACGGGACUUAUUGUUCAAUUUGGUACCCACAUCGCUAGAGGGAACUGGUUGGGUUCCGAGGCCCUGUGCAGCUCUUCUUUCCGCGAGAUUCGUGCCGUUAGAUUUGUUCUUCAGUCGUUUUCCGGUCUUUUGGCGGGUAAGGAUGCAAGCAUAGAUCUGACAAUCAGAGCGUCUGCAGUGUUUUGUCCGUCGGCAGUAGUAAGCCUCAUUUGCAAAAAGAAGCGGUUGCCAUUUACAACUUGUGCCAUGAAGCAGGUAUUCGCUUUUCUGCGGAGUGGAUACCUCGCCACUUUAAUUUCAAAGCUGAUUAUUGGUCGAAAGUUGUCGACACCGAUGACUGGAUGCGCAACACUGUCCAUUUUCGCCAGUUGGAUAUUCUGUGGGGACCCCACACCGUAGAUCGUUUUGCGAGUCAUAAUUCUUUCCAGUUGUCCAGGUUUUGUUCUCGAUGGUGGUGUCCUGGGACCGAAACUGUUGAUGCUUUUACCGUCAGCUGGGGAGGGGAAAACAAUUGGUUGGUCCCCCCAGUGUUCCUUAUUCCCAGGAUUAUCAAUCACAUGAAACUGGGUAGAGAGCAGGGCACUCUCAUUAUCCCCUUUUGGCAAUCUGCUCAUUGGUAGCGGUUGGUGUUUCGAAGCCCCGGGGUUUUCCACCCUUUUGUUCUUGACUGGCGGGAGAUUCCGUUACAUGAGUCUACUUUUUUCCUGGUUCCGCAGCCGCCGAUUUUUUCGGGCAUGGUAUUCCCUCGUGUAGGGUAUUUGCUUUGAGAAUUGUAUUUCCUUAGUUUUGCUGUAGAACGUUUUCGGGUAUUAGAUGAGUACCUUGAACGAGUUGUUCAGCCUAAUUAUUUGUUGUUGUUUUGUCUGAAUGACAUGGAACUGUACUAGUGCGCACGAGUUGUGCAGCUGAAGCAAGCCGAGAGGGCAGUGCCGACACAGUAGUGUGUUCAUUUUAGAGUCAAGUGGACUCCUCUAUCCUUUGUGUGGAUUUUCUUACCAGCUGACGCCGAGUGGGCCAAGCCUCCAUGUGUUGGAGUGUGUACUGGUGCUGUGUUCACUUGCCAUGUGGGCAGUUUUCGUUGCAGACGAUGUGUAUCUUGCGCGUUUAGUGUUCUGUAGCAAUUGGAUGCUGUUCCUGUCUUAAAAGUGCCAUGUUUUGGACAUUGUUGAUUUUCACUUUAGGCUUGUCGCCUUACCAACGGAGCAACGCGGAGAUUCAGAGGCUUGUAGAACUGUUAAAGACUGUCAUACUUAAUGACUGUGCCGCUUCAACCGUGUCUUCGUAUGCAGGGGCAGCCAAUCGGUGGAUUGACUGGUGCAAGUGUUACUCGUUUCCUCCUUUACAGUCUAACCCAACCGCAGUUGCUCUCUACUUAACAAGUCUUUCAGACCGUGGCUUAUCUCGCUCGUCAAUCCUUGGAGCAGCCUAUGGCAUUGCAUGGCUACAUAAGAAACUUGGAUGUCCUAAUCCUGUCGACGAUCCGCUCGUUUCUCAGACCUUGGCUGGUUUUAAACGCCUCCUGGCUGGCCCAUCUAAGAAAAAGCAGCCUAUUGAAUCUCAUCACGUAAGGGCGCUGAUUCGUUCCUAUGGUCACCCUCGUGCUUCUCUACCGAACUUACAAAUGGUGUCGCUGGUUGCGCUUGGUUUUUGUGCCUUCCUACGUUGGUCAGAGCUGCGUGACUUACGUGCCUGUGACUUAAAGUUUUGCGCCACCCACAUGUCUGUUUUCCUAGACAGAUGUAAGAACGAUCAAUUCCGACAGGGAUAUGUGGUCAAAGUUGCUCGUUUACCUUCUAGCUCUUGUCCAGUGAAACUGUUAGAGUUAUUCCUUGAGCGCGGAGAAUAUGAACCAUCUCAGUCAUUAUUUUGUCUCUGCCAGAAAUUGGGUACCGGGUACAAGCUGCGACAAGCUCCUCUGUCAUAUUCUCGGGCACGGGAACAGUUUCGCCGAAUGAUUUCCGAACUUAGUUUAGACUCAAACGAAUUUGGUUUACAUAGCCUUCGUUCAGGUGGUGCUUCCCAAGCAGCACGCAGCGGAGUUUCUGGGAGAGUAUGGCGUAGACAUGGUGGUUGGCGCAGUAUCCAAGCCGCAGAUGGUUAUGUCGAUGAAUCUUUGGAAAAUACCCUUGUGGUAUCUAGAAAUUUGGCUCUUUAA